AUGGAGCGCCCUGUCACACCAAGCCCCUCCUGGAACAUUUCUUUCUCCGGCCUCCCCAUAUUUCCAGCCUCACUGCACCCGAAUAUCUCUAACGUGACCCCACCCGUUGCCAACAUCCGAGGUGGGGUGGAUCUGAACCAGUCCUUGGCGCUGUGUGCUAUGAUCAUCAUCGAUGUGUUGGCAGUGGUGGGGAACUUGGCGGUGAUGAUUGUCAUCACUAAAACUCAGCAGCUGCGCAAGUUUGCCUUCGUUUUCCACCUGUGUCUGGUGGACCUGCUGGCAGCGCUGGUGUUGAUGCCUCUGGGGAUGCUGUCAGACCGAAUCCUUGUGGACGAGGCGCUGUGUCGGAGCUACCUCUGCUUGAGUGUGUGUCUUGUGAGCGCUGCCAUCCUCACCAUCUGUGCCAUCAACGUGGAGCGCUACUACUAUAUCGUCCACCCCAUGCGUCAUGAGGUGAAGAUGACAGUUGGGGUGGUGGUGAUGGUACUAGUGGGAAUCUGGAUUAAAGCCAUUGUCAUGUCAGUGCUGCCUCUCCUGGGAUGGCUGCUCCAGGAGAACCAGGGCGUGGGGACUCCUACGGUCCUCAUUCACGGUCAGAGACACUGCUCCCUCCACUGGACGGGAGGCCGAACCACACGGCUGCUUUUCAUUGUCUUCUUUACAUUUAUCUAUUUUCUGUGCCCCGUGCUGAUCAUUCUGGUGGUCUACUGCAACAUGUUCAUGGUGGCACGGGUAGCAGCCAUGCAGCACGGCCUGCUUCCCACUUGGAUGGACACACCACAACAACGGUCCGAGUCCCUCAGCAGCCACUCCACUAUGGCGGCCAGCCUUGGUGGAACUGGUGCCCGCACCACCCCUCAGAGGACCUUUAGUGGUGGGAAGGCUGCGGUGGUCCUCGUGGCAGUGGGAGGACAGUUCCUCUGCUGCUGGCUGCCAUAUUUCUCCUUUCAUCUCUACUCGGCUGUGGUGUCUACCUCUCCCGCCUCUCUGGCCCAGCUGGAGGAUGUGGUCACAUGGAUUGGCUAUUUCUGCUUCACCUCCAAUCCCUUCUUCUAUGGCUGCCUGAACCGGCAGAUUCGUGAGGAGCUGGGCCGACACCUGGCUUGCCUCUUCAAGCGGGCUGGGCCCAGCGAAGGGGAGCAGCUGCCCAGCCGCGAGGCCUCUAUUGAGGAGAACUUUUUGCAGUUCCUUCAGGGCACUGGAUGCAAUCAGGAGCCCUGCAACUCUCAUAGCAGAGCCAGCCCAGAGGAGCCAGAGACUGAGGGCCUUCAGGAAUCAGCUGUUCAGCAGAACACGCCAGCUGACUUCCACAUCCCAGGGCAGAUCCUUGAGGAAACCUCAGAGUUCAUACAGCGGCAACAGCUGAACAAUAAGCUACAUGUAUCAGAGAACUACUACAAAACAUAA
Perca flavescens (yellow perch) is the source of this 1407-nucleotide messenger RNA. RefSeq names its product G protein-coupled receptor 61 (gene gpr61). Gene Ontology annotation, molecular function: G protein-coupled receptor activity. The coding region runs from base 1 to 1407 and encodes 468 amino acids. NCBI's taxonomy places the organism in Eukaryota, Metazoa, Chordata, Actinopteri, Perciformes, Percidae. Gene Ontology annotation, cellular component: plasma membrane; endosome; signaling receptor complex. The transcript has a single exon. The record is from RefSeq and is a predicted model, not a curated record. Gene Ontology annotation, biological process: G protein-coupled receptor signaling pathway.